CACCAGAUCAGAUCAGAAACAAAAACAAAAACUCAAAAAGGUAGUCAGUCCAAGUACGGAACAUAACACAACAACACAAACUCAUCAUAAUCCCCCCAAUCACACUUUCAGAUUCACCCACCAAACUUCCAAUCAAAACCCAAUUCAUAUUCAUAUCAUUAAAGAAACACCAAUAUUGUGUUGAAAUGGGGUCACUGAAGACUGAAGAGGAGAUAGAAGAAUCAAAGGAUGCUGUUUUGUAUGUUAAUGGUGUCCGUAAAGUUCUUCCUGAUGGUUUGGCUCACUUAACUUUACUGGAGUAUCUCAGAGAUGCAGGUUUAACCGGAACUAAGUUAGGCUGUGGUGAAGGAGGUUGUGGGGCUUGCACUCUUAUGGUGUCUUACUUUGAUCAAAAUUCCAAGAAAUGCGUGCACCAAGCAAUUAAUGCUUGUUUGGCUCCACUAUAUUCUGUCGAAGGAAUGCAUGUGAUCACAGUGGAAGGAGUAGGGAAUCGUAAGAUCGGUUUACAUCCGGUUCAGGAAUCAUUAGCUAGUCGUCACGGUUCACAAUGUGGAUUUUGUACACCGGGAUUUAUCAUGUCAAUGUAUGCACUAUUAAGAUCCAGCAAAACCCCACCUACGGAAGAGCAAAUUGAAGAAAGCCUUGCGGGAAAUUUAUGUCGAUGCACCGGUUAUCGACCGAUUCUCGAUGCGUUUCGAGUCUUUGCAAAAAGCAAUGAUUCGUUAUACACAAGUGGUUCUGUUACAUCACAAGAACCUAAAAACGGCGAGUUUAUUUGCCCUUCAACUGGCAAACCGUGCUCUUGUGGGCCCAACAAAGAAACCGUCGAAAAAUCUGAUGUUUGCCAAAGUGGCUAUAAAGCUGUUUCGUAUAACGAAACUGACGGAAGUUCGUAUACAGACAAAGAACUCAUAUUCCCACCUCAGCUUUUAUUGAGGAAAUCAAGUUAUUUAAGUUUAAGCGGAUUUAACGGGAUCAAGUGGCAUAGACCGUUACUGUUAAAACACGUAUUGGAGUUGAAGUCGAGAUAUCCCAACGCAAAGUUGGUCGUAGGAAACACGGAAGUGGGAAUCGAAACUCGGUUAAAGAAAAUUCACUACCCGGUUUUUAUAUCGGUUACCCAUGUACCCGAGCUUAAUAUUUUGACCGUUGACCACGAUGGAAUCGAGAUCGGUGCUGGUGUUCGGCUCUCCGAGCUUCAAAACUUUUUAAAAAAAGUUAUUGAAGAACGUCCGGUUUACGAAACAUCUUCUUGUAAGGCUAUCGUCGAACAAAUAAAAUGGUUUGCGGGGACGCAAAUACGAAAUGUUGCGUCGGUUGGUGGGAAUAUAUGCACCGCAAGCCCGAUUUCCGACUUGAAUCCACUUUGGAUGGCGGCACGAGCAAAAUUCAAAGUUGUUGACGGUAAAGGAAACGUUAGAAACGUUUUGGCGGAGAAUUUCUUUUUGGGUUAUCGUAAAGUGGAUUUGGGGAGUAACGAGAUUCUUUUAUCGGUUUUGCUUCCGUGGACUUGUGAGUUUGAGUACGUAAAAGAAUUUAAGCAGGCUCAUAGACGGGAUGAUGAUAUUGCACUUGUAAAUGGCGGGAUGCGUGUUUUUCUCAAAAAACGCGAUAAAAAAUGGAUCGUUUCCGAUGCGAGUAUCGUGUACGGUGGUGUUGCUCCGGUUUCGUUAUCAGCUGUAAAAACGAAAGAUUAUUUAAUCGGGAAGGCGUGGAAUAAGGAGCUCUUGCAGAACUCGUUGGAAAUCUUGAAGCAGGAUGUCGUGAUUUCGGAAAACGCGCCAGGUGGCAUGGUGGAGUUUCGUAAAUCAUUGACGUUAAGUUUCUUUUUCAAAUUCUUUUUAUGGGUAUCUCAUCAGAUGAACGGUCAAGAUUCGUUUAACGAAUCCGUACCCACAUCACAUUUAUCCGCUAUUGAGUCCUUUCACCGUCCAUCGUUCACGGGUAGUCAAGAUUACAAAAUUACGAAACAGGGGACUGCGGUGGGGUCCCCAGAGGUUCAUAUGUCGGCAAGACUUCAGGUAACGGGAGAGGCUGAGUACACCGAUGACACCCUGAUGCCACCUGGCGGUUUACACGCUGCUUUGAUAUUAAGUAAAAAGCCUCAUGCUCGUUUACUUACGAUUGAUGAUUCGGGUGCCAGGUCAUCACCGGGAUUUGCUGGCAUCUUUUUCGCCAAAGAUAUCCCGGGUAGCAAUAUUACCGGCCCUGUUAUUGAAGAUGAGGAAGUUUUUGCUUCCGAUAUCGUCACUUGUGUUGGUCAGGUUAUAGGAGUAGUUGUCGCCGACACUCACGAAAACGCAAAGAUCGCAGCGAGAAAAGUGGUCAUCGAUUAUGAAGAUCUGCCAGCUAUAUUAUCCAUAGAGGAUGCUGUCAAGUUCAAAAGUUUCCAUCCAAAUACUCAUAGGCGUUUAAGUAAAGGGGACGUUGACCUUUGUUUUCAAUCAGACCAAUGUCAUAAGAUCAUUGAGGGCGAGGUUCAUAUUGGUGGUCAAGAACACUUUUAUUUGGAGCCACAAAGCACCUUCGUUUGGACUAUGGAUGGUGGCAAUGAGGUUCACAUGAUUUCAUCAACUCAGGCACCACAAAAGCACCAAAAGUAUGUGGCGCACGUGCUCGGUCUUCCAAUGUCAAAAGUGGUUUGCAAAGUGAAACGAAUUGGUGGUGGAUUUGGCGGGAAAGAGACCAGAUCAGCUUUCUUUGCAGCGGUUGCAUCUGUACCAGCAUAUUUGUUAAAUUGUCCUGUUAAACUUACAUUAGAUAGAGAUGUAGAUAUGCAAGUAACUGGUCAGCGACAUAGCUUUCUUGGAAAAUAUAAGGUCGGAUUCACAAAUGAAGGCAAGGUGCUUGCGUUAGAUCUUGAAAUCUAUAACAACGCAGGGAAUUCACUUGAUUUAUCUCUAGCAAUACUUGAACGCUCAAUGUAUCACUCAGAUAAUGUUUAUGAGAUUCCAAAUGUUAGAAUUAAUGGAAAUGUUUGUUUCACCAAUUAUCCUAGUAACACGGCCUUUAGAGGGUUCGGUGGGCCCCAAGGUAUGCUUGUUUCCGAGAAUUGGAUUCAAAGAAUAGCUACGGAAGUUAACAAAAGCCCAGAAGAUAUCAGAGAAAUAAAUUUCAAUAGUGAAGGGUCAAUAUUACACUACGGUCAAAAACUUCAAGACUGUACUUUGCAACGGCUGUGGGAUGAACUCAAGAAAUCCUGCAACUUCGUGAAAGUUAGAAGUGAAGUUGCAGAUUUCAAUCGUAAUAAUCGGUGGAAGAAGCGUGGAGUUGCUAUGAUUCCAACUAAAUUUGGUAUUUCGUUUACAACAAAGUUCAUGAACCAGGCAGGCGCACUGGUUCAAGUUUAUACAGACGGAACUGUGUUGGUCACGCACGGUGGUGUUGAGAUGGGCCAGGGUUUACAUACGAAAGUGGCCCAAAUUGCCGCUUCUGCUUUUGAAAUCCCUCUUAGUUCAGUGUUUAUUUCCGAAACAAGUACCGACAAGGUUCCUAAUGCAUCUCCAACGGCAGCUUCCGCUAGCUCUGAUAUGUACGGGGCCGCGGUUUUGGAUGCUUGCAUGCAAAUAAAAGCGAGAAUGGAGCCAAUUGCAUCGUUGAAAAAACAUACUUCUUUUGUGGAGUUGGUAAACGCAUGCUAUUUUGAGCGUAUAGACCUUUCAGCACACGGGUUUCACAUCGUUCCCGACAUAGGUUUCGACUGGAAAACCGGUAAAGGUCACCCAUUCAGGUAUUUCACAUACGGAGCUGCGUUUGCUGAGGUGGAAAUCGACACACUAACCGGGGAUUUCCACACCCGGGCUGCUGAUGUCAUUUUGGAUCUCGGAUUCUCCAUCAAUCCAGCCAUUGAUGUUGGACAGAUUGAAGGAGCGUUUGUGCAAGGUAUGGGAUGGGUGGCUCUCGAGGAGCUGAAAUGGGGUGAUGCUGCUCACAAAUGGAUUCCACCAGGUUGCUUGUUCACUUCGGGUCCCGGAAAUUAUAAAAUUCCGUCCGUCAAUGAUGUUCCGUUCAAAUUCAAGGUUUCGCUAUUGAAGGAUGCACCAAAUGACAAGGCCAUACAUUCAUCAAAAGCUGUUGGUGAACCUCCAUUUUUUCUGGCAUCAUCAGUCUUCUUUGCGAUAAAAGACGCAAUUAUAGCCGCAAGAGCUGAAUCAGGGUCUCAUGGUUGGUUUCCUCUUGACAAUCCUGCAACUCCGGAACGAAUUCGGAUGGCAUGUGCUGAUGAGUUUACCGCACCCUUUGUCAAAUCCGAUUUCCGACCCAAACUCAGCGUUUAGCGAGUGUUCAACCAAGUUCACGCGCGAAGCACGCUGUGGUGUAUGUACAAUGAACAUUUUGUAUAGUUGUUUAAUUUGAUGUCAAAACAGUCAUCGACCUCUUAUGAACUUGGUAAAAUGUUAAAAGUUUAUUAAUGACUGAUUAUAUGUUGAUUUCUAAAUCA
This is a messenger RNA of Helianthus annuus (common sunflower), 4441 nucleotides long. Its product is annotated as xanthine dehydrogenase 1-like. The transcript has 13 exons. NCBI's taxonomy places the organism in Eukaryota, Viridiplantae, Streptophyta, Magnoliopsida, Asterales, Asteraceae. The record is from RefSeq and is a predicted model, not a curated record. Bases 186 to 4277 code for a protein of 1363 amino acids. Gene Ontology annotation, molecular function: 2 iron, 2 sulfur cluster binding; iron ion binding; oxidoreductase activity.